AUGGACUACAGCGCAAUCUCCAGCGACGACAACCCGGCCGGCGCAUCGCCAUGGGGUAACUCCCCCGGCUCGUCGCCCAACCCCAACCAGUCGACCUUUGGCUCCAUCGCCGGCGACAUCGGUGGCGAGCAGCCCGGCUCCCCCUUUCGCUACGGCUCGACUCCCGGAAACGGCCUGCAUCAGGAGCAGGAGGGCUUCGGCAGCGGCGAGUUCAGGAGACCCGACACCGCGAGCACCACUGCCGAGUCCGCGACCGAAGUGGAAACACAAGAGUCCCGAACCGAGGUCGCUUCAGAGGCCCGGACAAGCGGCGAGACGGGCCCGGAGACGCCGCAGAAGUCGCAAGAACAAGGAGGCGGCGCGCAGGGCCAGGCCCGCCAGGAGCAGCAGAACCGCAAGCCCCAGCAGCCUCAGUUCAGGCUCCAGGCCAAGAUCACGGGCCUGGAGAGGACCGGGAAGAAGGACCCCAUCCUGCGGUUCGACGUUCACACCAACCUUCCGAGAUUCCGUACCACGCAAUACCGCGACGUCCGCCGUUUCCAUUCCGAAUUCGUCAAGCUCGCCGAACAUCUGAUCUCCGCGAACCCCGAAUGCUUGGUACCUACCGUGCCUCCCGCGGUAACAUCAGCCGGCGCAGGAACGGACGAGGACGAAGCGCGCGUAAAGGCUCUGCUCCAGCGAUGGUUCAACUAUGUGUGCAGCAACGAAGUUCUUAUGAGGGACGACGAGAUGGUGCUCUUCGUUGAGAGCGAUUUCGGCUAUAGCCCCAUGCACAAGAUGAAGCAGCCGGCGACCGGUGUGCGCAGAAAGAUCCUGAAGCAAUUCGCUCCUCCCCCCGAUGACACGCCGGAGCUCCAGGAGGCUCGCCCAAUUGUCAAGCUGUUCUACCUGGGAACUAUGGAUGCGGGACACAAGGUCGAUAAGUUGGUCAAGUCUCGUCGCGGUCUCGGAUUGGCUGAGUCCGACUUCGGUGUCAAGCUUGGGUCGAUGCACAUCCAAGAGCCCCAUCAAGGUCUCGCCAACGCCUACCGGAAACUUGGCAAGAUCGUACAGACCGUCGGCGACUACCACGCCGCACAAGCCACUGCAGAAGCCACGACGAUCGGCGACCCCUUCCAGUAUCACUCGCAGGACGCCUUCGUCGUCAAGGAAACUCUGACCAACCGUCAAAUCCUCAUUCGCGAGUUCCUCCAGGCCCAGGAGAACACGCGCAGCAAGCUCAACGCCGCCGAUCGCCUCAAGGCGAGCUCCAACGUCCGGCGCGAGAAGGUCGAUGAGGCCAUCACCGCCCUCGAUGACGCUCGCCAGAACGAGACGUACCUGUACCAGAAGACGACACGCGUCACCCAAAACCUCGUACAAGAGCGCAGGAAGUGGUUCGCGAGGACCGCGGCCGACCUGCGGCUCAGCAUCAGGGAGUACGUCUUGCGCGAGAUCGAGGCGGAACGUCGUGCUCUCGCCGUGCUGGAGAGCGUGAGACCGGACAUUCGUUCCAUCGACGCAUCCGGCGGUCUGAGCCGUCUCGGACGCGAGGCUCACCCGACCGUAAGGCGGGCCAGCGUGGCGGCCAGCCAGGGCCCCAAGGGCGAUGCAUGGAGCGGCGUUCCACGACGCUCAGACCAGGCUCUUAGUCGCAGCGUGUCAGGCAGUCUUAUGGCUGGUGUCCCCGAGGACGGCGAGGGCGAUGAUGGGCAGGGUGGGCAGAACAAGGGUGCCGGCGGCGCAGCGGGCGGCAUAGCGAGUUUGUCCGGUGUGGCAGAAGAAGACGACGAGGACCGGGUGGAUGCGAGAAACGCGGCGAGCCGAUUGGCGACGAGCACGUUCUGA
Molecule: messenger RNA, 1827 nt
Organism: Colletotrichum karsti
Lineage: Eukaryota; Fungi; Ascomycota; Sordariomycetes; Glomerellales; Glomerellaceae
Product: PX domain-containing protein
Exons: 3
Coding region: 1-1827 (608 amino acids)
Biological process (GO): intracellular protein transport; retrograde transport, endosome to Golgi
Cellular component (GO): retromer, tubulation complex; endosome; retromer complex
Molecular function (GO): phosphatidylinositol-3-phosphate binding
Source: RefSeq, a predicted model, not a curated record